Molecule: messenger RNA, 1813 nt
Organism: Varroa destructor (honeybee mite)
Lineage: Eukaryota; Metazoa; Arthropoda; Arachnida; Mesostigmata; Varroidae
Product: transcription factor atoh7-like
Biological process (GO): positive regulation of transcription by RNA polymerase II; axon development; sensory organ development
Cellular component (GO): nucleus
Molecular function (GO): E-box binding; protein dimerization activity; DNA-binding transcription factor activity
Source: RefSeq, a predicted model, not a curated record
CCGCUUAUCGUGUGCUUCUUGUGCUGCUACUGCUUCUAUAAGCUAAACCUACCCCUCCUAUAUAGCGCUGCAUACCCUGUUGUAUUACACUAAUAUAUGUCAUCACUGGAGUGAGGACUAACCUUCAAGCAAGGAGAAUUCAAGCCGCAGAACUCUGCGGUGGGCUGGUGACCGAUCGGCAGACGGUCGUAGUUGGUCCGAAAUUAUCCAUCACAUCUUUCUAACUUCGAUUUCAGCUAACUGAAAAGGAGGUGUCUGGAAAAGGCAUUGGGGGUCCUGUUUUCAUCAGUUCACCAUGCACAGCUCUGAUGGGGAUUCGGAUAGUUCGGGUACGAGGUUCAACCUACGGCCGCGCUCUUUACGAAAACGUCUGAGCCAAGCUCAGAGCGUAGGUCCAAAAGAAAAAGCCCGUCCGGCUCCGCUGUCGAAGUACCGCCGAAAAACAGCCAACGCCCGCGAACGUUUCCGGAUGCAGGAAAUCAACGAUGCUUUCGAGCGGUUAAAAAGCAUGGUGCCCGGAGUACCGAACGAGGACGAUUCGAAACAGCUGACGAAAAUUACAACGCUUCGCCUUGCCAUGAACUACAUUAACGCGUUGAGCCGGGUACUGGCAGAGGCUGAAAGUGCGCACCCGUCCACCGAACGAAUGGAUCUGACCCUGGACGAACUGUAUGGAGACAUCCAGGAACUGAUAGCUUCGGAUGGCACCGAAUUCGGUGGAUACAGCGAUGGUUCCAUCUGAUCAGAGGAAUGAGACUCUAUGCUAACGGGAAGAGCUGAAUUCGAGGACUAAUGUAUACAAACAAUCUGUCAGCGAACAGUAUACACCGAGCCACAGGUAUUGACGAGAAAAGCCGGAAAAUGAAUCAGUAAAUCCAGAGCCAUCGAGAAAUAUCCGUGUUCGCCAGAGAGACCGAACGUUGAGAUUAACAAAUGCAUAUAUGUUGAAGGCGUGACAGCAUUUAAAAGAAGUUGAAUGCGAGAGUGAAUUCAUAGGUGCCAUCUAGUGGAUAUAACUGUGUCUACUGCUAAUCUAGUCGCUCGCUGCAAAUCGCUCAUAUUUUUUUUUCGUAACUUCAAUAACAACAAGUAUUAGGUAGCAGGAAGAGACGAGUAUGCCGAGACCCGUUUCCGUGUACGUCGUAACAAUCGCCCUCCGGUGUCCAGGUAGAAGGAAAUGGAAACGAAUUUAUACCCGAGGCGGGAAUUGACCGUGCCAGUCAAAUCGACCAUGCAAUAAAACUUUGGUCUGUGAAGCUUUAAUGGAGAGCCGGGAUUUGCCACAUACACAAACGAAGAAUGAAACGGCCAUCCGGUUGCUCUAUGUACAUUUACCUGUAAAGGUGUAGGUAUUACGGCGAAAUCAGGACAGAGUCGGGAGUAGCAAAAUUUCAAGGUAGCCACAUUAGCAAUAACAGUAGUAAUAACGAUGACAAUAAUGAGGCAUUUAUCUUAGGGGCAUGUAAAAUGCCAGCCCUUUGACAAAUCCAAGGUGCACACCAUUUUCUGUGCAAUGUGCCAAUAUGAUGAGUGCCUGGGCCUGCCAACACAAAGGACGUGCAUCGGUUUCUAUAAAAGGUUUUGUGACAUAAUCAUACAUUCGUAGUGCAAUAGUAAUAUCUAUGAUAAGGUUGUAUUGUCUUUCGUACGUGACCGCCAACAGAUAGCAUGUAUAUAGAAAUAUCUACUUUACAAAUAUCCUCAUUCGAGCAAGCAUGCGAACGCCAACAGUAUACAGAUAACAUUAAUAUGUAUGUUUACUAUAAUCAAUAACUGUAUUGAUGUGAAUAAAAAAUAUAUAUAUAUAUUUGUA